Messenger RNA from Sycon ciliatum, 918 nucleotides. RefSeq lists its product as uncharacterized. The record is from RefSeq and is a predicted model, not a curated record. NCBI's taxonomy places the organism in Eukaryota, Metazoa, Porifera, Calcarea, Leucosolenida, Sycettidae. The transcript has a single exon. Bases 1 to 918 code for a protein of 305 amino acids.
AUGGCUUUGCUCUUGGUUUUUGCCGGCCAAUAUGACAUUUCUGUUUUCUCUGAUUAUCUGCCCUUGGCUUUCCCUCACUCUGCAUUUAUUUCCGAGCAAUUAGCUGCUUCCUGCGCACGCGGCGAGACCGCAGGCCCCUUUGCGUUGCCUCCAUUUCAGUUCAUGCGCUGCUCUGGCAUUGGUGCCGUCCCCAAAAAGAACGGUAACCUGCGAAUGAUCCACCAUCUGUGUAUUCUGGCAGACGCCAGUGUGAACGACAGCAUUCCCGCCGAGCCGUUCUCUCUGCACUACGUGAGCAUUGACUACGCGAUCAACAUCAUCAUGUCAUGCCCACAGCCUGUGUAUUUGUCCAAGCUUGAUGUUCGCAGUGCAUUCCGGCAACACGAGUUUGCUAUGGAUCACCUGCUUCAUUACCUCGAUGACUUUCUCAAUAUCUCCACUGGUUUGGUUGCAGCCAACCAGCAACUGGCCAUCCUCCUCCGGGCAUUCACGCAUUUCAGCAUUCCUCUGGCUCCAUCCAAGCUCGAAGGGCCAUCACCAUCAUUGACUUUCCUUGGUAUUGUGCUAGACUGCGAGCGCCGCAAAGCUCGGCUACCAGAGGACAAGCUGUCCGAGAUCCGUGCGCUACUCGUGGCUACUAUUAGCGAGCGCAGCAUCGGCCAGCGUCAGGUCGAGUCCCUUCUGGGGAAGCUCGAUUUUGCUGCCCGAGUAAUCGUUCCGGGACGCACAUUUAUGCGUCGACUAUGGUCAGUGUGUAGCCGAUACCGGGAGCCCCAUUACCGUAUCAAGCUAAGCAACGAGUGCAUCGACGCUCUGACUUGGUGGCUGCGCCUACUGCAGGACUGGAACGGGAAGUUCUUCUUCCUCCAUCCGCAGUGGACGCGCCAUCUCCUGACGUGCAGCUAUUUGCCGAUGUGA